AUUAAUAAUUAUUUAAUAAUUAAUUAUAAUAAAUAAUAAUUGAAUAAAAAUUAUAGUAAUAAUAAUAAUUAUAAGAGUGCAAUCUGAGUAAUAACAAAGAGAACAAAAUAACAAGAAAAAUUAUUGAAUAUUUUUUAAUAAAAAAAAAAAAUAUUUUUUUGCAAAAAUUAAAAGUGCGAUAUUAACGGUAUAUGAAAAAAUUUACAUAUGUACACACAUGUGUAGAAAAUUAAUCAGUGGGAAUAAAGAGUAAAAAAUAUUAAGUAAACAUUUUUUUUGUUUUUCUUCCAAUAAAUAAAUAAAUUUUUAUUUUUACAAUUAUUUCACAUUUUGGAGUUAUUUAAAUACAUGUAUACAUAAUAUACAUUCAUAUAUAUAUCUUAUUUAUACUGAAAAAAAUUUUGCGUGUAAAAAUUUUUAAAGCUCAUAAAUAAAUUAUUAUUAAAAAAAUUCUAAUUUAUCAAAAGGAAAUCGGAAUUUCAUAAAAUUUAAUUUAAUAAACACAAAAACGAAAAAAAAAUUGACAUAAUUGACAGCUAACAAUGAAUUUAAAGAAUUUAUAAAUUCAUUUUUUAAAAUUAUUCUACAAAACGAAAAAGCAAAACAAUCAACCAGUAGCUGAAGAAAAUUAAAGCAGAAAAGCAGACAAUACACAAAAUUCUUAAUUGAAAACAAAAAAAAAAAACAACUCAAUAGCUCAAUUUAUUCUCAUUUUAAGAAUAAGAAUAAUCCACACACACACACGAAAUACAACACAAAAAAAAUCGUCUUCAAUGGAGCACUAAGAAGUGUCAAAGCAUACCCGUUUUUCUGUUGAUGUGUUCUUUUUAUGGAGUUUUUAAUUUUAUAAAUUAUUUAACAAGUAGAUCGGAAAAAUAAUUUAUUGAUAUUUUGAGUGUAUUUGUGUGUGUUUAAUAUAUACGCUUAUUGAACUGGAACUGGAACGCUUCGUUUUUAAAUAAGAAAAAAAAAAUAUUUUAAAUAUUUUUUUUUUAUUGUAAAUUUUUUAAAUAUUUUUUUUUAGAAAAAAAAAAUCAAACAAACAAUGGAUAACGUAUAUAAAUUUUUAUUAAUAUGUGCAAUUAUUUUAGCUUUAACAUUACCCAAUAUAAGCAGUCCAGUAUUUCAAAAUCAUAAAACAAAAGAAUGGACAAAUUUAGAUAAUAUCACUUUUUCAUUUGAUUGCACUCAUCGACCUGUAGGUUUCUAUGCAGAUAUUGAAUAUAAUUGUCAGAUUUUCCAUAUGUGUGAUGAAGAAGGUAAUCGAAUACCACAUUUAUGCGCUAAUGAAACAUCAUUCAAUCAAGAAUAUAGAAUAUGUGAUUGGGAUUAUAAUUUUAAUUGUACAGAAUCAUCGGUAACUAAUAAUAAUAUCAGUAACAAUAAUAAUAACAAUAAUAAUAAUAAUAAUAACAACAAUAAUAAUAAUAAUAAUAAUAAUUAUAAUGAAUAUGAGGAACAAAUAAUAGAACAGCCAACAAUUAUUAAUAAUGAUACUUUCAUUUCAGAAAUGGUUUUACCUUAAUGAGCUAACUUAUGCUACAGAUGCACCUGAAGACGAAGACUAUUAAAUUAAUGCAAAUAACAAAAGAAAAACGACAAUUAUUUUUUUUUUAAAUAAAUUAAAUUAAAUUAAAUUUAAUAAAACGAGAGAAAAAAAAACACAAUUACAAAAGUUUUUAAUUCUUCUAAAAUCGCAAACUAAAUCCCGAUUAUUAAGAGUAAAAUUCGGUUUUAUUAACUUUUUUUUUAAUUUUUGUUGUUUUUUGAUUUUUGUUUGUUAACGAACGAUGAGAUUUUGUUAUGUAAAUUUUUUUUUUAUUUUAUUAGUUAAAAACUAAUUUUUGAAAUUUUUUUUAUUGAUAAAAAGUGAGAUUUAAAAAUCAACUAUAAAUUUUCUAUAGAUUUUUUUUUUCAUAUUCUAUAAUUUUGCUGUUAUUUUUCCCCUAAUCCUAUUAUUAAAUCCGAAAUAAAAUAAUUAUAGGCUGUUUUUUUACUUUAUUUUUUAUAGUUUUACACUUCAGAUCGAGAUAAAAUUCAUAACUAAAUAAUAAAAAAGCGAAAGGUAAAUAAUGAUUAGUUGAUUUCGUUACACUGACUAUACAUACAAAUCUAUGUAGGUGAAAAAAUUUAAUUUCUUUGUUCAUAUACAAACUAUUUUAUUUUCCUUCCCGCAGUUAGUUUCAAAUACCAGUUAAUAUUAGAUUGGUUGCUAUUUUACAUGUGCACGAAAUUUUAAUUAGAAUUAUCAAAAAAAUUUUUUUUAUUUUUUAUCACAACAUUUUAUUUUCCCAAUAUUUCAAUUAGUUUUGUAUUAAAUUUAAACAAAAUAUAGAAAAUAUGAAUUGGUAUUUGGGAAUUUUAAUUAUAUUUCAAAUUUAUUAUCAAAUUGCAGUGAGUACCAACAUUAUAUAAUAUAUAUUUUUGUUAUAAACGGGAAACGAAACAGAGUAGUAUGUUUUUUGGCUUGCACAGCACUUACGUUUGUUUAACAAAUUCAACCACUUUAAAUUUCUAUGUUUUUUUUUUUAAUUAAAAUUGUAAAUAUUUUUUUCAAAUAAUUUUUUAUUAAAUUAUGUAAAUAAAAUUUAUAUAGAAAUUUUUUAAUAUAUGAUUUCACUAACACUAAUAUGAAAUUAAAAUUUUCUUAACAAAAUAAAUUGGUGGUUUAUUAAUUUUUGAUUUUUUUUAUUUCAUAUUGGAAUUGUUUAAUUUUGUUUUUAAUUUCAAUAAUUGGGCUAAUAUUUUUUAUUUAAUAUAAUUUUUUAAUAAUAUACAUAUAAUUUUUUUUGAUUUAUAUUAUUUGCAUUGUGAUAUAUUUUUUCGAAUAAAAUGUGCUAUAAAUAAAAUAAAAAAAGAAAAACAGCGAAAUAGAAUGAAUAUUAGAAUUGUUUUAAAUAUUUCAAAUAAUUUCACAAUAUAUUUCAUUCAAAGAAAGUAAUAACAUAACACCCCGCAUUACUAUGAAAAAUUUUACAUUUUACACGAGUUUCAUCAUGUUUUUCAUAUAAAAUUCAAAAAUUGACUAAAUUAAAUCCAAAUAAUUUCUCUAACAUAAUUUUUAAAAUGUCAUUUUUUUACUGUACACAUAAAAUUGCAAGAGAGUGCGUAAAUGAAGACUCUUCAACAUGAUAAAAAAUGUUUCAUGUAAGAAUAUAUGUAAUAUAAAUUCAACAAUAUAAUACAAGGAAAUUUUAAUUAUUUCCCCUUUCUCUUUUAAAAAAUUCACGUGAUCGUAUAGUUGUACUCAUUCUAAUUUCAAGUUUAGUUACUUUUCAAAUAAUUCUUUAAAAGUAAUUAAGUUACCUUUUAAGUACAUAUUUUAAGUACAAUAUAAAACAAUUCUAUUGUAAUUCUUUUCGCUGUAUAAUAAUAUUAUUUUAUAGUUAUAAAUUUUAAAUAGCUUAUUUUUAUUUAACAAAUAUUUUUUAUA
This is a messenger RNA of Condylostylus longicornis, 3433 nucleotides long. Its product is annotated as U-scoloptoxin(01)-Er1a. Lineage: Eukaryota; Metazoa; Arthropoda; Insecta; Diptera; Dolichopodidae. Gene Ontology annotation, molecular function: chitin binding. The record is from RefSeq and is a predicted model, not a curated record. The coding region runs from base 1046 to 1525 and encodes 159 amino acids. The transcript has 4 exons. Gene Ontology annotation, cellular component: extracellular region.